Messenger RNA from Penicillium maclennaniae, 2148 nucleotides. Its product is annotated as putative chromatin remodeling complex subunit (Arp8). Gene Ontology annotation, biological process: double-strand break repair; regulation of DNA-templated transcription. The record is from RefSeq and is a predicted model, not a curated record. The transcript has 4 exons. Lineage: Eukaryota; Fungi; Ascomycota; Eurotiomycetes; Eurotiales; Aspergillaceae. The coding region runs from base 1 to 2148 and encodes 715 amino acids. Gene Ontology annotation, cellular component: Ino80 complex.
AUGGUGGGCAAGAAGUCGGGCAAGGCCCUUCGUGAUGAGGGUCUCGAGCGCACGGAUAAUAACAUGGAGCUUUCCAGCUGGCCCCAGAUCCCAGCUAUUAACCAGAAGAAUUACUACACUGACUACCUCAAGAGAGACGACCAGUACCUGGCGUUCAGACUACAGAAUGAGGAGGCAAGGACGAAAAUGACCAAAUCCGCCAAGGACAAAGACCGCGCCCUCGCAAUGGCUAAAUCCAAUGAAGGUGGCGAUGCCGAGGCAGAGGCGGACGGUGAUGCCAAUAUGGAGGACGCGGAAGAGGUACCGGCGGAGACUGUUGGCUCCAAGGUCAUUAUCAUUCACAUUGGCAGCCAGAACCUGCGCAUUGGAUUGGCUAGUGAUGCCUUGCCGAAGACAGUACCAAUGGUCAUUGCGCGAAAGUCGAAGACUAGCGAAAGCGAAGACCGAGAGGAACCUAAACCAAAAAGGCAGAAGCGAGACGAUGACACCCCCGAGGAGGCCGAGAAACUCUUUGGUGAGGAGUGGUCGUCUCAUUUCAAUCGGAUGUCAGGAGACCUCAAGGUGCACAUGCGACAGAACAAGCGUCGAAUGCUGCCCAACUCGAAGGAAAUGGUCGUGAACUAUAACCGAAGAACGAACCCUGAGAUUAUCUCGGAACACAACGAUCCACUGCGUGUCGACUGGACAGAGCUGUCCAAUCCUCCGCCAGAGUACAUCAUCGGACAAGCUGCGCUAAGGGUGCCGGACUCUUCAAAUCCUCGCUACAAGCUCUAUUGGCCUAUCAAACACGGUUGGUGCAAUGAAAGGGACUACCAGAGCAAGAGAAUGUUGUUUUUGGACAUUUCGCUCAUCCUUGAAGAUGCAAUCAAGACUCAAUUGGGUCUGGCCAGCAAGAAGGACUGGCCCCAGUACUCCUGCGUAUUUGUCAUUCCUGAUCUGUACGAGAAGUCAUAUGUCAACCAGGUGCUUGAAAUGUUGAUGCGAGAAUUUGCCUUUGCGCGGGUUUGCUUCAUCCAGGAAAGUUUGGCGGCAACGUUCGGUGCCGGCUUCACCUCUGCCUGUGUGGUGGAUGUUGGUGCUGAAAAGACAUCAAUCUGCUGCGUAGAGGAGGGCAUGUGCGUUGAGAACUCACGCGUGAACUUGAAAAUGGGUGGUCGAGAUGUCACCGAGACCUUCAUCAAGAUGAUGCUGCAUGAUCACUUCCCCUAUGCCGAUAUUGAUCUGUGGCGGCGGUACGAUUGGUUGCUGGCAGAGGAAUUGAAAAAGAAUAUCUGCACGAUGAACGAGGCCAGCGUUUCCCCACAAGUCUUUGACUUCCACCUUCGAGUAUCAGGUAAGGAUACCGUGAAGCACACCUUCAAGGCUUUCGACGAAGUUCAUCUGGCGCCCAUGGGCUUUUUCGAACCCACUAUAUUUGACAACGAGGACAAGCUCAAAGGGCGUCGAAAGUUGAUUGAACCUUCCGUUGACAUAUAUGAUGGGUCAAACAAUGACCCUACCUCUGGAGCCCAGUCCGAAAUCAUGACUGCUCUCGCCCCUCCACUUCCACCCAGCGAAAAGGCCGAUGGAGAGGCCCUAGUAGCGACCGCCGACGUCCAACCCACUCCCAGCAAACCCCAACAGCCCAGUGCAUUGGGACGAAUCCAGGAGCAGGAGGCCACGCCCCGCUCAUCUGUUGCUGGCUCCCCAGCGCCAGAAGCUGCAGGCACUCCACAGGCAGGUGGAAGCACCCCUGCUGUACCUGCACCGACGUCCCAACCGGCUCGUACCUCGGUCGAAUAUCGCAAUGAUAUUUUGCCGAUCUUCCCAUUAGACAAUGCUAUCCUGACCUCGAUUGCACACGCCGCCCGAUCCGAUGAGAAGAAGAUGCGCGACUUUAUCGGCGGAAUCAUGAUCGUUGGUGGUGGCAGCUUAACUAGUGGCUUCAACUUGUAUCUGGAAGAGCGGCUCCAAAUGCUUCGCCCAGGCUUUGCAAAGGAUAUCAUGAUCGGUGUACCGCCACGAGAGAUGGACCCGCAAGUCGUUGUAUGGAAGGGGGCUAGUAUAUUUGGCAAGCUAAGUGGGACGAAUGAUAGUUGGAUUGGAAAGCUCGAGUAUGACCGGCUGGGUCACCGGCUGAUGGCUUACAAGUGUAUGUGGGCCUACUAG